Cercospora beticola is the source of this 3337-nucleotide messenger RNA. RefSeq lists its product as uncharacterized. The record is from RefSeq and is a predicted model, not a curated record. Gene Ontology annotation, molecular function: zinc ion binding; DNA binding; DNA-binding transcription factor activity, RNA polymerase II-specific. Gene Ontology annotation, biological process: regulation of DNA-templated transcription; DNA-templated transcription. NCBI's taxonomy places the organism in Eukaryota, Fungi, Ascomycota, Dothideomycetes, Mycosphaerellales, Mycosphaerellaceae.
UGUACCCAAUCUCUCUUAUUUCUCCGUCUGUCACUCCGACACGUGGUGCAACGACGGAUCAUGCGGCCGGGACACAUGUACAGCACCCAAUUGCCCACGCGCUGACCAGCCGCCCAGCGAAUCGCCGAGCUUGUGGCGUUGCGGGGGCGAGUUGGAGAACGCUGUGGAGAGCAACGGCUAUAACAUCGGCUCCAACUCUGAUCGUUGAAACCUCGACCACACCCCGGGCUCCACUGCUGUUGCGCGGUCGACGACUAGAAUAUUAUGUCUGCCACUGAGACGCAGCCUGUCACUGCUGGACCUGACGAUUCCGGGGAGCCGGCUCAGAAGAGGGCCAGAUCUUCAGAUGGGGCCGCUUCAGCUGGAGAGCCGUCAUCCACGAAUGGAACCGGCGGCGCCAGCGAUCCAGCAGGGCCGACCAUCAAUGGUAUCCCGGCCAGCCAGAGGUUGUACAGUUGCGGCAAGUGCUCGAAGAGUUAUGCACGACUAGACCAUUUGUCUCGCCACGUGCGCAUGCACACUCAAGAAAAGCCCUACCAAUGUCAGAUAUGCACCAAGGCUUUUGCGCGAGCCGACUUGCUCAAACGACAUACUCUCGGCCAUUCGAAAGAUGACCCGCAGUCGAAGCCAUCCAUCAUCCAGCACAGCCGGGUAUCGCAGGCCUGUGAGGCUUGUGCUGGACUACAUCUGAAAUGUGAAGAAGAGAAGCCUUGCAAGCGUUGCACGAAAAAGGGCAUCCAUUGUAAUUACACAGCGAACUUCCCUCCUGGGAUGAACUCGCCCCAGGACAAUGGCUUCGGAGCGGAACAGCAACAGUAUGGCGAGCACAUGCAACAGAUGCAAAGCAUGCCCCAGUCAAGCAUGCAACAACAUGAUAUGGCUUCCAUGCAGCAGAUGCAGCCAAUCCAGACGCCGCCACUCCAACAGCACCAUAGACAUUCGUACUCACAGCCGAACAUUCACAUGCCUGCCAUGCAGAUGACCGAGCCACCUAUACAGCACCAGCAUUCCCAACAGCCACCAGCACCGAUGGCAAUAGACCCAGCGAUGCUGCCGCCGCAGAAUUCCGCACCGAACAUGUUUGAUUAUCUUAGAGACAAGAUGAUGCCUCAAGGCAUGCAGCACACCGGGGUACAGAUGAUGGACUAUCAAACCGGUCCAUGGACACCUCGCGAGCUGUUCGAUUUUGGUGUGGACACAAACAUGGAGCUCAAUGAUGUGGAUCUCAGCUUCCUGGAUUCUUACAACAACACCAAUCCUUUCGACCUGCGGACCCCCAGCGCCGGCUUUCCCACCGGAACUUCAGACAUCGUGCCUACCUUCACAUCUGCGCCUACUUCUGUACCUAUUGACACUAAUGCGCUCCCGAAAGCUUCUGUGUGGCGAUUUCGGCCCCUCGAGAAGGAUUCGGGAAGCGCAGAGCAAGCGAACUUGUCACUGCCAACACCAACAAGUUUGGACAUUGAUCGACGUGUUACAGUUGAAGCAUUGUCUCAGACCUCUCGCGACAGAAUUUUGGCACUGGUCCUGAGCACUUGUAAGCCCAACAGUAUACCUCGGGCAGUGGCCUGCUUCCCAUCAGUGGGCCUACUGGACAGUCUAUUCCAAUUCUCCUUGACCAGCCCUGGCUCACACGCUAAGCACUGGAUACAUGCUCCGACCCUACUUGCCGAUCAAACAAGGCCAGAAGUUCUGGCUGCCAUCUGCUCUGCUGGGGCGGUGCUGACCCCGGAUGGGUCAAUACGCAAAGUCGGAUAUGCUAUUCAAGAAGCAAUCAGAACUGCAAUACAAGUACAUGUCGAGGAUGAUAAUACUCUCAUGAGAGAUCUGCAAAUAAUGCAGGCGUCUCUGUUACAACUGAAGAUCGGUCUGUGGAGCGGCAAUUCACGCAAGAUGGAACUCGCAGAAGGAUUUCAACAGGUCCUCGUCACAAUGGCACGCCGCAGCGGAUUGUUUAGACGUGGCACAUAUGAGCGAAUCGUGCCAAAAGCAGAAGAUCAUGGCGAGGUCCUAGAAAGCAAAUGGAGACAAUGGGUCAAGCAGGAGUCUCGAAAACGACUCGCACUGCAUCUCUUCAGACACGACCUCGAGGCUUCUGUAUCAGUAUUGAGCAGUCCUCUGAUCUCGUACGCAGAGCUCUACUUGCCACUUCCGGAGUCGGAGAGCCUCUGGCACUCGCCCACUGCGGAGUCCUGGAAGGCAACGUAUAUGCGCAACGCGGGGCCAACUUCAGAUCGCCAACCCUCCCUGGUGGAUUGCAUACAAGAUCUGGACAUUCUUGCUGUGCGGGACAUUUUUGUCGACCAGCGUCAAGCAAGCAUGGCAGUCCUUGGAGCCGCGUGGCGUAUGAUCUGGGAGUAUCGACAGCUCGACUCAUCGCUCAAGAACAAUGCCAAUCAAUGGUCGAACGGCAACAUGCUUAUGCAGAGUCGGCAUAACGAGUUGACAAAGUUGCUUCAAAAUUUCCGAAUCAGCUCAAUAGAGGAUACGAAGAUUACAUUGAUCGUCGAACUUCUGCUAAUGCAUUUGCACAUGUCCUUAGAAGACGUGCAACUCUUCGCAGGAGUGGAAGGUGAAGAAGAAUCACGGAGAGUCUACCCUUCUCUUGUGCAAUGGACUCGCACAACAACUGCAAGACAAGCUCUAUGGCACGCCGGACAAGUCUUACGAGCAGCUCGAGAUCUCCGACCAGGUUUGGUAUGCGACUUCGCAGCCAUCGCAGUCUAUCAAGCUAGUCUGGCAUUCUGGUCCUACGGCAUCAUCACCAGAGCGACCGAACCCGGACCAGUCGCCAACAACACUCCGAUUGCGUUCUUGGACGGGAGCGAUGAUAAUGGUAUCCAGAGAUGGAUCGUUCACGGAAAAGGCAAUGCGGCAAUCAGAGUGUGGACCAACAGUGGUGAAACACCAGUCAUGCUUUCGAAUCCAGACGAAGUUGUUGGCGCCGUGGUCGUCAUCAUGCGAGCGAAUCAUCACGAUACUAGGAACCCUCCACUUGUGGAUAAUUUGAUUAAUAUUAUGGAAGGAUUGCGAAAGGCUGCUAGAACAUGAAAAAGAAAGAGAUCUUGUGAAAGGGCUGGUUUGAGAACUGUGUAUAUUCUUUCUGCGUUGCAGCGUGUAUUAGUGGUGGUGUAGAUAUUGUUCAGAAAGGUACAUGCGAGCUAUUCUGAAACAUAUUUCACAAUUCGUCUCUUUUCUGUUUCGAUGACUUCUCUUGGUUAAACAUCUGCAACCACUUUCUCACUACACGAAUCUCCCACUCGUGCGCCGCUCGAAUAAACUGUGGCUCUGCAGAUACGUCUUUGAUUCCGUAGGAAUCCCAAUGAUGCCCUGCACC